Messenger RNA from Acanthoscelides obtectus, 256 nucleotides. Lineage: Eukaryota; Metazoa; Arthropoda; Insecta; Coleoptera; Chrysomelidae. The record is from the annotation of a GenBank genome assembly.
GGCUGAAAUUCUUUGGGGCAUAAUGUUAACCAAGUUUUGGCAAAAACUUGGUGUAAAACAAUCCCAUAUUUCUUGUAGCUUUUGUCUCAGUUCGGUGAUUGUACGAGCAGGAUGUUGUCGUAGAACCUUUUUCACCUCGGGCCACAAAGUUUCAAUAGUGGUACAUUAUUUUCUUCCAUCCAAUUUAUAGCCUUUUUUGAGGUAUGGCACGCUGCACCAUCUUGCUGAAACACAAAAUCUUGGCCGGAUGUCAAAC